AUCUUUAUCUCAUUAAUAUAAUCUUGUAAUAAAAUAGAGAGAAAAUUUUUAGUCAGUGUUCGGAAUUCUGCUAAAGUAGAUCAAUCAACGUUCUAUGUUAUAUUUUGUUUCACAUUCGCUUGAUUAUCGAUCGUGGCAUUUGUAUAAUUUACUCGUACGAAGAACAUUAAUUUCGACUCGAAGUAACGGAAAAUUUUCAAGUGUGAAUCGAAUCAAUCAUUCUUUCCUAUAAAAAUAUAUUUAAACAAAGUGUAUAUUUAAUCAAUGUUUAUAUAAUUUAAUCAUGCCUGUAAGAAAUUGUAACAGAAACUUUGCUAAAACUAUACGGAAAUUGAACGUUGGAAUUAUCACAACAUGUAUCGUAGGUUUUGCUGUUUCUUAUUAUGCAUAUUAUAUAGAAGUUGCAAAGGAAAGUGAUAAUUUAUAUGUAGCAAUGUGCGAUAUUAGCGAACACAUCAGUUGCACAAAAGCAUUUUUCUCCGAAUAUGGAAAAGGUUUUGGAAUAAUUCCAAAAACAUCUUUUUUAUAUAUACCAAAUCCUAUAUAUGGAUUAAUAUUUUAUGCUUUGGUCGCAAUAUCGAGUGUGUCAAAUCAAUAUGUUACAUCAAUUUUGGUUGUAACAUUAGGAAUUUUUGCAAACAUUGGUACAAUUUUUCUGGCUUUAAUUUUAUACAAAUUAAGUAAUAUUUGUGUGAUCUGUGUUAGUAUCUAUAUCUUAAAUGUCAUUCUCUUAAUAUUUGCGAUUAAGAAACAUCGAAGAUUAUUUCGAAAUGGUAGAAAUCAACGAAUAAAAUCGAACUAAAUAUUGAUUUUUUAAAAUCUACAUUUUCUGAAUAUCAUUUUUUUUUAAAAAAAAAGUCCCUAUGAAUAAACUAUAUAAUUAUGAUAUUAAUAUUAUUCAUUAAAUAUCAAUAUAGUCUGACUUAUUAAAAUUUUAUACAUUAUUUUAAUAAAGCAAUUUGUAUAUAUCUUUGUAUAUAUCAAAAUAAAUGUUAUAAAGGCAACUAUUUUGAAAGAAUUAUAAUUUCAUUUUAAUAUAGUACAGAAAUAAAAUAUUGCAAGAUUUAACAUUUAAUCACAUAUUUCUAAAAACAAAUUACUAUUGCUAUCUCGUUCCCAUCUACCAAUGAUAUGUAAUCUUGGAUUGGUAAUUGAAUACAUGAACUAAGAAAAAA
Messenger RNA from Apis florea (little honeybee), 1175 nucleotides. It is a transcript of the gene Vkor, whose product is annotated as Vitamin-K epoxide reductase. Gene Ontology annotation, biological process: peptidyl-glutamic acid carboxylation; vitamin K metabolic process. The record is from RefSeq and is a predicted model, not a curated record. Lineage: Eukaryota; Metazoa; Arthropoda; Insecta; Hymenoptera; Apidae. Gene Ontology annotation, molecular function: vitamin-K-epoxide reductase (warfarin-sensitive) activity.